Molecule: messenger RNA, 4554 nt
Organism: Salvelinus fontinalis (brook trout)
Lineage: Eukaryota; Metazoa; Chordata; Actinopteri; Salmoniformes; Salmonidae
Product: multidrug resistance-associated protein 1-like
Exons: 19
Biological process (GO): transmembrane transport
Cellular component (GO): membrane
Molecular function (GO): ATP hydrolysis activity; ATP binding; ABC-type transporter activity
Source: RefSeq, a predicted model, not a curated record
AUUGCCUUUUCCAUGUUUGGUGUCUAUGUGCUGAUUGAUGACAAGAACGUCCUAGAUGCCCAGAAGGUCUUUGUCUCCAUGGCUCUCAUCAACAUUCUGAAGACCCCACUGAGCCAGCUACCCUUUGCCAUGAGCACUACCAUGCAGGCCAUUGUCUCGCUGAAGCGCUUAGGGAAAUACCUGUGUUCUGAGGAGCUGAAAGACGACAAUGUAGCCAAGGCCCCUUUGAGUACUGAUGGGGAAGGUGUGUUGAUAGACAAUGGAACGUUCAGUUGGACUAAAGAAGGUCCUCCGUGCCUUAAAAGGAUUAAUGUGCGUGUACCCCAGGGUUCACUGGUGGCGGUGGUGGGCCAUGUGGGUAGCGGGAAGUCCUCCCUGCUGUCUGCCAUGCUUGGAGAGACAGAGAAGAGGAGCGGCAGUGUCUCAAUUAAGGGCUCAGUGGCCUAUGUCCCUCAGCAGGCCUGGAUCCAGAAUGCCACGGUCCAGGACAAUGUUAUGUUUGGUCGUGAGAAGCAGAACACCUGGUACCAGCGGGUGUUGGACGCCUGUGCUCUGCUGCCUGACCUGGAGAUCCUGCCUGCUGGAGACUCCACAGAGAUUGGGGAGAAGGGUCUGAACCUCUCGGGUGGUCAGAAGCAGAGGGUGAGCCUGGCAAGGGCUGUGUACAGGAAGGCUGACGUCUAUCUGCUGGAUGACCCCCUGUCUGCUGUGGAUGCUCAUGUGGGGCAACACAUCUUCGACAAAGUCAUCGGACCCAAGGGAGUGCUAAGAGAUAAGACCCGUGUCCUAGUAACCCAUGGGAUGAGCUUCCUGCCUCAGGCGGACCUCAUCCUGGUGCUGGUGGACGGGGAGAUCACAGAGAGUGGCUCCUACCAGGAGUUGCUGAGCCGCCACGGGGCCUUUGCAGACUUCAUCCAUACCUUCGCCAGCAACGACCGUAAAGAGAGUGUCACAGAGACCGCCGCACAGAGAGGUGCCAGGAGGGCCAGCUCACGGCUGAGUGUGACAGACUUCAUGCCAUUCUCAAGAGAUCUAUCCCAAGAGCAGCUCAUUGGGGGAGACACCAACAGUACUAACCUGCAGGGUAUGGAGCCCAUGUCUGAGAUAGAAGAGGAGCAGGUUCCUGAGGACUUGGGAAAGCUGAUGGAGGUUGACAAGGCACGCACUGGGAGGGUGAGGCUGGAGAUGUACAUGGAGUACUUCAAGACCAUCGGCAUGGCCUUCAUCAUCCCCAUCGUCUUCCUGUACGCCUUCCAGCAGGGGGCCUCGCUGGCCUACAACUACUGGCUGAGCCUGUGGGCCGACGAACCCAUCGUCAACGGCACCCAGGUCGACACGGACAUGAAGCUGGCCGUCUACGGGGCUCUGGGCUUCGCACAAGGAAUCGCUAUUUUCGGCACCACGGUGGCCAUUUCGGUCGGAGGUAUCAUCGCGUCCCGGCACCUCCACAUGGACCUCCUGAAGAACGUUCUCCACUCCCCCAUGUCUUUCUUUGAGACCACCCCCAGUGGGAACCUCCUAAACCGUUUUGCCAAGGAGAUCGACGCUAUCGACUGCAUGAUCCCCGACGGCCUCAAGAUGAUGCUGGGGUACCUCUUCAAGCUGAUGGAAGUCUGUAUCAUCGUCAUGCUGGCUACACCUUUUGCGGCGGUCGUCAUCCUGCCCCUCGCCAUUCUCUACGCCUUCGUUCAGAGUUUCUACGUGGCCACAUCCUGCCAGCUGCGGAGGCUGGAGUCGGUGAGCCGCUCGCCCAUCUACACCCACUUCAACGAGACGGUGCAGGGAGCCAGUGUCAUACGGGCCUUCGGAGAACAGCACCGCUUCAUUGUGCAGGCUAACAAGAGGGUCGACUUCAACCAGACCUCCUACUUCCCCCGCUUUGUGGCCACCAGGUGGUUGGCAGUUAAUCUUGAGUUUGUCGGUAACGGUGUGGUUUUAGCCGCAGCUAUACUCUCAGUGAUGGGGAAAGACACCCUGAGCCCUGGCAUUGUUGGUUUGGCUGUGUCACACUCCCUCCAGGUGACCGGCAUUCUGAGCUGGAUUGUGAGAUCAUGGACAGACGUAGAGAACAACAUUGUGUCUGUUGAGAGGGUGAAGGAGUAUGCUGACACUGCAAAAGAGGCUGGGUGGACCGUGGAGGGCAGUUCCCUGCCUCUGGCCUGGCCUCAGACUGGCACUAUAGAGUUCCAAGACUAUGGACUGCAGUACCGCAAGGGCCUGGACUGGGCACUGAAAGGCAUCACCCUGAAAAUCCAGGAGAGAGAAAAGGUUGGCAUUGUGGGCAGAACCGGAGCUGGAAAGUCUUCCCUUGCCCUGGGGAUCUUCAGAAUCCUAGAGGCAGCCAAGGGAGAGAUCUACAUCGAUGGAGUCAACAUCGCAGAGAUCGGACUCCACGACCUCAGAUCCCGCAUUACCAUCAUCCCACAGGACCCUGUGUUGUUCUCCGGCACUCUGCGUAUGAACCUUGACCCCUUCGACACGUAUACUGACGAGGAAAUAUGGAGUUCGCUAGAGCUUGCUCACCUCAAGAACUUUGUGUCCAACCUGCCUGACAAACUGAAUUAUGAGUGCUCGGAAGGAGGAGAGAACCUCAGUCUGGGUCAGCGCCAGCUGGUCUGCCUGGCCCGCGCUCUCCUCCGUAAGACCAAGAUCCUGGUUCUCGACGAGGCCACGGCCGCUGUGGACCUGGAGACAGACACCCUGAUCCAGUCCACCAUCAGACAACAGUUUGAGGACUGCACCGUGCUCACCAUCGCCCACCGCCUCAACACCAUCAUGGACUAUACCAGAGUGAUAGUGAUGGACAAAGGCCACAUCUCGGAGAUGGACUCCCCAACCAACCUCAUCUCAAACAGGGGACAGUUCUACCGUAUGUGCCGAGAGGCUGGGCUAGUCUAAAAGCUACCCAGCUCCGAGGUGGCUCUGGCCAGAGGAAAAUUCUGAUGGCCCUGGCUCUUCCAAACCAACACAUGUAGAAUCGGCAAUUCCAAGCUCCACGAUCCAGGCAGUUCAAACUCUUCCUGAGAGCAAUGCUUUUAGAACGACCCGGAACUGAAGUCGAUGUAAACCAAAGAUGACCCAGAAGCGUAGCUGAUGACGAUUUAGUGAACAGUAUGUGCUCUCUGGUCACAAUAAAGACAUGAAACCUACGCACACUCAAACUGGUGCUCGGAAGGGGAAAGAGACAUCAAGCCCCGAUCUCAAAGACUGUGAUUUAUGAAGCUAUUAUUGGACGCAGAUGGGUUGUUGCUUGGCAAACAUUUUAAAUAUUGUAUAUAGGCUGUGCCAAUGAAACUUAUGGAGAUGAAAGUCAGACUGAGUGCAAAAUCCAAAGGACUUUGGUUCAGUCUCUGAAUGUGAACCAAAUUAUUUUUGUACAUCUGCUACAUUUUAUGAAGCAUCUUUUUGAAGAACACCUGGGUACCUUUGAUGUUGAGUUGAAAUCUCAGGCAACCAAAUCCGACUAUUUAGUUCAUAUCAGUGAUGGUAACUGACAUUUGGUUCUUCCUCCAACAGGACCCCGUGUUAUCAUGUCAUCAGACAGAAAAAAAAGUUUAUAAUGAAUUCAUAUCUAUUCUCAUACCAUCCAACCACAGGGUAAGUCUAGAGAAAGUGGAGCAAUAUUCUCUGACCGACCACUAGCCUUAAAGGGCUGACCCUGUAAAACCCAGAAAACACAAAGCUUUUCACAGUCAUCAAUCUAAAAUGGAACCCUAUUCCACAGAAUAUAGUGCACUUUCUUAGGUUUUGUACUAUAUAGGGAAUAGGGUGCCAUUUCAGACGCACUCAGUCUGAUUCCUACCCAGCCAUUUCAGUGUUUUAUGAGUCUGGUCAAAGAAGAAAACACUGCAGCGAGCCAAGGUGCUUAGCUAGCCUAGCGUCCAACUGUUCUGCGGUAUUUGUAUAUUUCAGUCUUAGUAAACACAAAUUGGUCAAUAGAAUCUGUAUGGUCGGGUAUGUAGGCCUAAAAACCUGGACGUUCAACUGUUACAGUGGUGACGGGAAACCCGACAGGAAUGAAGAGAACGCCUUUUCAAAACAAUGGACAAAAUGUGUUAAAAAAAAGUUUCUCUACUUUACAUCUACCAGUCGUUCCACCUACACACAGACACGCGUGCAUGAACACACACACCCUAAUUCUCAAAGCUAUGGGUGCGACACACGUGCAGGCACACAGACCACCUAAUUCUCAAAGCUAUGGGUGACAUAUUGAGGUAACAGACUCUCAUCACAUACCAUUCAAUGUUAGUGUUAUUAUUCCUUUGGUUCCAGUUAUGACUGACUGUAAAUAGACAUUCCUUCCUGUUUAUAUCUAUAACAUGGACUUUUCCAAAAGAAGUCAAAAGAUCUUAAUAUUUUUGUCUUACUGGUUUAGACAAUAUGCUAAGAAGAAACUACAAUAUUUAUGUGAUAUAAUGAACAUGUAAGUUGCCUUCAAAUUCUAAGAGAUUGUAUUAUAUUUAUACUUUUUGUAUUCAAUCUGUUAAUUUUUUGAUUGAACAUUUUACUGUGCAAUAAUUCAUGCUGGAAAUAAUAAAACUGUUUUGAAAAUAA